GAAGACUGAAUUGUUGCAACGGUUAUUGCAAGCUAACACAUGAUUAAUCUCUCGGCGAGUCAACCUAUUCCGGACUCUGUUUAUCACGCUCAUUAUGUACACAUUUUCAGGAUUUGCCCACAUACCUACAGAGGUCUUAAUAAGAAUAUACGGGGAGCUGCCUCUUCCAGAUGCGCUUCAUUUGGCCGCGACUUGCCAUCGACUCCGCCAGGUCUUGAUUGACAACACGCCUACGAUCUACAAACGCCUACGCAGAAAAGUCCCCUGCGAACGAUAUGCAAGAGUGCUACUGGCGGACCAAGGUGGUUCACCACCUCAUUAUUCGUCAGUGAAUAUUGGGGAUCUGUUACGAUUGCGACGGAACUCUCGUAUCGUGGAGAAAGCGAUCGAGGUGUUUGAUCUUGAUAUUACCCCGAAUAUUCGAAUCCCUCUUACGAGCAUCGAUGACAAGUUCUAUGGAGGAAAACCACGUCCAUUGCACUUGACUCCUACAGAACGUCAUCGCUUCUCUCGGAGCUACUACCAAGUGUGGAGUCUUCUACUUCUAGAUCAACCAUCUCGCCAACAGCGAUAUCGGACUAUGUUGCUGAAGCACCUGUACAUGAUAUGCGAAAUGGUUGACCUUGACCAGCCAAUCGGGGACGAACCGGGAUCUUCCCCAGCUGACGGGAAACGAUGCGCACUCUCUGAGGAAGUAAGCGAGUAUCUCCGUUGUGUUUACCACGAAAUCCAUGCAGUCGACUACAUCGAUUUCUCGGGGCAAAGCGUUUCCAUGUGUACUCAAGGCCAUGCGGCUAUAUGGGAUCAUUGCCAGCCUGAUUUGAAGAAGAUUGUUUGCUAUCAGUGGCGAGAUUCGGAGAAGAAGUUAGUCAAGGAGGAAGAGGUGUGAGAGAAUACAACUGAUGAGGAAUGAAUUUGUA
Messenger RNA from Aspergillus neoniger CBS 115656, 920 nucleotides. RefSeq names its product F-box protein. The coding region runs from base 95 to 889 and encodes 264 amino acids. NCBI's taxonomy places the organism in Eukaryota, Fungi, Ascomycota, Eurotiomycetes, Eurotiales, Aspergillaceae. The transcript has 3 exons. The record is from RefSeq and is a predicted model, not a curated record. Gene Ontology annotation, molecular function: protein binding.